Symsagittifera roscoffensis is the source of this 3828-nucleotide messenger RNA. RefSeq names its product kinesin-like protein KIF11-B. The record is from RefSeq and is a predicted model, not a curated record. NCBI's taxonomy places the organism in Eukaryota, Metazoa, Xenacoelomorpha, Acoela, Convolutidae. Gene Ontology annotation, molecular function: ATP binding; plus-end-directed microtubule motor activity; microtubule binding. Gene Ontology annotation, cellular component: spindle microtubule; mitotic spindle; nucleus. The transcript has 18 exons. Gene Ontology annotation, biological process: spindle elongation; microtubule-based movement; mitotic spindle assembly. The coding region runs from base 18 to 3131 and encodes 1037 amino acids.
AACUUAUUAAAUAGAUUAUGGCAUCUACAAUUGUUAAUGCUAGCAAAUCAAACGGAAAGGAUGGCAAAGAAUCAAAUAUCAAGGUUUUCGUUCGUUGUCGUCCCAUGAAUUCAGCAGAACAGAAGAAACAUGCACUACCUGUUCUUAGUCUUAAGAAAAACGAAGUUGUUGUCCGCCAAGAUAGUUGCAAGCAGUUUACUUAUGAUCACGUUUUUGGUCCAAAUAGUACCCAGCUUGAAGUGUUUGAAGCCAUAGUUCACCCAAUGAUUCAAGAAGUGCUACUUGGAUACAACUGUACAAUGUUUGCGUACGGUCAAACAGGAACUGGUAAAACGUUCACAAUGGAAGGAGAGCGAUCAACUGGACUGCAAGGGAAUUGCUCGUGGUCCGAAGAUCCCUUCUCGGGAAUCAUACCUCGAACUCUUCACAUGCUUUUUGACAAAUUAGAAGGACAAGAUUUCAACGUCAGAGUGUCCUACAUUGAAAUUUAUAAUGAAGAAAUAAUGGAUCUGAUGGCUGAUAAUCUGGGAUCAGACUGUGCACAAAAAGUUAAAAUAUUUGAAGACAACAACAAAAAGGGAGCAGUCAUUUUGCAAGGGGUGGAAGAAAUAACCGUCAAAUCGAAAGAGCACGUCUACGCCAUUUUGGAAAAUGGAUCCAAGCAGCGGAAGACAGCCGAGACUCUGAUGAAUGCGCACUCCAGUCGAUCGCACUCUGUGUUCAGUAUCACAGUUCACAUGAAGGAGAACAACGAACAGGGAGAAGAGGAAUUGUUACGAACUGGCAAGCUCAACUUGGUUGAUUUGGCUGGAAGUGAAAACAUAGGCAGAUCGGGCGCCGUAGAAAUGCGAGCACAAGAAGCGGGAAGUAUUAACAAAAGUCUCCUCACUCUCGGAAGAUGCAUAACAUCCCUUGUAGACAAGAAACCACAUGUGCCUUACAGAGAGAGCAAACUAACGAGGAUUUUGCAAGAUUCUCUCGGAGGCAGAACAAAGACAUCCAUGAUUGCGACAGUUUCGCCUGCUUCUCAUAAUAUAGAGGAGACUUUGAGUACCCUUGAAUACGCUCACAGGGCGAGGAGGAUAACGAACAAGCCGGAGAUAAACCAGAAGAUGACUAAGCCGGCCAUGAUCAAACAGUACAUGGAGGAGAUAGAGCGACUGAAGAGGGACUUGGCGGCCCAGAGGGAGCAAAAGGGCAUAUUUGUGUCCAAGGAGAACUACGAGACGAUGGAGUCCCGACUGACUGAGCAGGACAACUACAUCCAGAGUCUGGAGGAGCAGAUGAGUGAGUUGAGCGAGGAGCACGAGAGUGUGAAGAACAAGUUCGCCGGUGCAGAGUCCAUCAUCAAAGCCAAGGAACAGUUGAUAGCCGAGGGGGAAAUGAAAUUGGUCGCCACUGAAGCGAAAUUGGUUGAUUCGACUGAAAGAUGUAUGCAACAGAAGCACGUGAUUGCUCAACAGGAAACAAACAUCUCAGAGCUGGAAAACUACUCCAAGCAGUUAAUAGAACACAUAAAAGAAGAGCAAGAAGACAAGACUAAACUGCAGACGAGUGUAAAGAGAAAGAUAGGCUUGGAGGAGGGCAAUGAACAAGCGAAGGGACAGUUUGCGAAUAACAUGGAGGGCUUGUGGGGCAGAUCACAGCAGUCGAUUGAUCAGCUGAUUCAGUCUAACUGCGAACAGUCACAACAGCUGAACUCUUUUAUUGAUGUGAAGGUGCAACAACAAUGCAAUGACAUGAUGAACACAUACAACAGCAUAGUGGGAUCUAUGACAUCAGAUAUGAAGAUGACUCUCAAUCAACUACUAGACACGUGCUGUGAUAAUGGGAUUGAUGAGAUAGUGAAAAUAGUGGUGCAUCAUUUCGAACAGAUCAAGAUCAAAAUUCAGCAGAACUACGACAGUCUCAAGUCAGAACUAGAACACAAGAUGUCAAGUGAACGUGAGAAAUUGAAUGAGCUCAAAAACAAUUUACUCGAGUUGGAAGAACUAGAAAACGGGAGACAACAGAAACUGGGCGAACAAAAGAACAGCAUGAAUGAAGUGAGGCAGAACUACAGUCGUAUCCAAGAACAACUUCAACAGCUGCAGUCUGAGCUUACAAAGCAGAAUGAUACCCUGGCCGACAUUACAUCCAAACAAGAGAAAGUGGAGAACGCAUGCUCUCAGCAGGUCAAAUCAGCCCAACAUCAAAUAAAAGAGACAUUGGGAAGUUACGAAUCAGCAAUAAGUUCCAACUUCGAGUCUCUCUCGUCCUCUCAUCUGGCUAAGAAGGGCGAACUGGAGAGGACUGUGGGCGAGACUGAAGGUCACGUGACAGAGGAGUGUGGCAGAGUGAAAGGAAAUUUGAAAGAGUUCACGGAGAAAGCGGCCGAAAACGUGAAGACCUCCGCCUUCAACUUGGAGACGAAAAUGAGUGAGUUCCAAAGUGCAAUCACAGCUGCGAAUGAGGAAGUGAAGCUGAAGUCCAAAUGUGAGUGGAUGGAGAUAUCGAACGAACAGUUGAUUGGGCUGAAAGGUCAACUGAGUGGACACUUGGAAGAGGCCACUACGUUUGUGAAAACAGAACUGAAGAAAGAUGAGCCCACGGGAUCCACUCCGCACUCCAAACCCCACAGAGUGCCGAACGAGAUAGUAGCUGUGAGGAAGUUGAGCGACAUAGAGAGUGAAUACUUGAGCUCGAGGACUAAAAGACAUCUUGACAACGGAGGAGAAAACAUCAGUGGCAUACUGGAGCUGGAACAGUCCUCCGAGAAUCUCAAUGAUUGUGUGGUACAUGCCGAUGUGCCUCUUUCGGCUGAUGAAACAGAAAAAAUUGAAGGGGGUCCAAAUGCAAAGGCGGCCCCGUAUGAGCUGAAGAAGAAGAUGACGAGCGAAACUGAAGGUGGAGAAGGCGAAGAAAACGAAAAGGAUUUGAAUCAGACCAUUCCUAUGGAUCAGUUCUACCUAGACAAUAAACCAGCGAGUGAGCCCCUAUGUAAAUGGAAGGGCGGACCGAUAACUUCAGCAUCUAAAUCAGGACCAAGAAACAAAACAAGUGCCAAGAGAGCGAAAGUGAACUAUGGGGGAAAUCCAGUGUUGCCGAAGGCACCAAAGCUGUCAGGUAACAGCAAGUCGCAGAGCGAAUAGCAUUGAAACUUGAAUAUGAAAUUGAGCAAUGAUUUCCAAUAUGAUUGCAAACAUUUAGAGCUCUUCUACCAUAUCCCAUAGAUAUAAAAAUCAAUUUUAGGUGUAACCGUCAAUUUUUCGAAGUUGCAUAGGAGGUUCAAAAUGUGUUAGUAAUUGAGUAAUAAACUACAUUUCAAUGUUCAUGACAAUUGGAUAACGCAAACAAAGGACAUAAUAGAAAAAUGCAGGUGGGAGAAAAGGUAUAAGAGCCAUAUUUUGUUACUUGCUGUUAAUUUAUUGUCAAUAAGUUUCAAACUCAACCAUCAGUCGAGUUCAUCAAAAAGUUGAAACAAUCAUUAAGUGCUCGUUUCCGAGCUGCUACAUUUCAGGACUUUAUAUUUGGCUAUCGCGUGAAAAUUAUUCAAUUAUGCAAUGCUCUGCAAGAUAUCGGAAUAUUCGAUUAAUUUUGAAAUGAGCUAUUUAAGUUUUUUUUUGGAAUUGUGAUAUGUCAGCUUUGCUGCCAAAAAUUGUUUUGAAUUUGAUUACACUUGUUACAUUAUUUGUUUUAGAUCAGCGUUUAAAUUUUGAAAGUUGAUCUUAAAGUUUUGUGGCUUUUAUUGAAAUUCGUGAAUAAUGUCGUUUCCUCGAUUAUUUGAUGUACAAUAAUUUUUUGUGUUGCUGAUGUGAGAUUUUUUGUGAAUAUCAGUUUUUAAAUAAA